Molecule: messenger RNA, 831 nt
Organism: Seminavis robusta
Lineage: Eukaryota; Bacillariophyta; Bacillariophyceae; Naviculales; Naviculaceae
Source: the annotation of a GenBank genome assembly
AUGCGACAUGGGCCACGGCGACGUUCGUCGAGGCGUCCAGGGAACGAAGACAGAGCGAACUCGGCCAUGGCCUUCCUCACGAUCGUAGCACCCAACAGCAACAAAGAACGAGAAUUGAUUGAGUACGCCCAAGCCGUAAUGGCCCGUGGAGUUGACCCCAAUGACAACUAUGACCAUCUUGGUUGGGAGAUAUCCAGGGUCGGUCGAAGUGCUGUUGGAGCUGCUGCUGCAUAUGGCUACACGCAGCUACUCAUCUUCUUGGUCGCACAAGCCAAUUGUUCCGUCACAUCAGGGUACAACCAUGCAUUGUAUUAUGCAGUGCGGGCAAGAGAAUAUGAAAGCAUGACUGCGCUAUUUGAUCACCGGGGAGAGGAUAUUUGCUCCAUGUGGAAGAACCACUCCGAUGAUAAGUGUGCUUUUUGGGCCCGCGCUAUAUGGUUCAUGGCAAUUAAACGAAGGGAUGUCAAAGCUGUUUGGAUAUUGCGCCAAAGGGGCAAGGCAACGUUUUCAUAUCACUCUUUGGGUAGCAGCACUAUGGCAAGGACGAUCAAGUCAUUUCUACAGAGACAACUGUACCCCGACACCAAUGUUCUAUCGUGGAGCAAAACCCUGCACUGGUCUUUCCCGGUAACGGACCGUCAAAUGAUCAACUGGCUGUGGUAUCAUGUAAGACCAAGCAUUGACGACCUCCCAGAAGACGCCUGGUUAACCAUCUUUAGCUUUGUGGGAAGGGAUUGGUGGGGUGGAAAAAUUGCUCUCCGGGAGUGUUCUGAAGCUGGCGGUAUGGCCUGGAGAAAGCUCAGCACCGAAGAAAGGAAUCUUUCGGGCUGA